AUGCUCUCUCCUUGGUUGAAUAUGGAUUGGAUUGGGACACUCUUGAGUUUCGGUUUCGUCACGUUCAUGCUGAUCGCUCUGCAAUGGGGUGGAAAUGAAAGACCAUGGAGCGAUCCAGUUGUCAUUGUGUUUCUGGUUCUGUCUGGAGUCCUGAUGGUCGCAUUUGUGGCUUGGGAGCAUCGGCUUGGGAGUCGUGCGUUGGUUCCCAUUGACAUGAUGUUGCGAAAAAACGUCUUUGCGUCGUCGUUUUCAGCGCUCUUUGGACAUCUUUGUUUUGUCAUAUUUACCUACUACUUGCCGCUACUCUAUCAAGUACGAGGACACUCCGCCACUCGCUCGGGUGUGGACAUUAUACCCUUCAUGAUAUCCGGUGUCGUCUCCUCAAUGGUAGCUGGAGGAGUCGCUUCCGAAACCGGCUGGGCUUGGCCCUUCCUCGUAUUCGCACCGCUCCUAGCAGCAGUCGGAUUCGGCUUGUUUUUCGAGGUCUCCCAAAAUACGAGUUCGUCGCAUAUUGCCGGCCUUCAGAUUCUCGUAGGAAUUGGACUUGGAUGUGUUGUUCAACUUCCGAUUGUGGUCGCACAAGCAGAGUACGUUAACGAGGAGCACCUCGUGCCUCAAGUAACAUCCCUGGCUACCUUCAUCCAAAUUAUCGGUAGCUCAGCUGGCCUUGCAAUUGCGGGUGCCGUCUUCGCGGCCAGUUUAGAAUCCCGAUUGGACACCCUCCCCAGUUUAUCACCCAGCCAAAUUGGUGCUGUCCGAUCCAGCGUGGAGGCAAUAUUCUCGUUACCGGAUCCUCAGAAGCAGGAAGCAUCGGGUGCGUAUGUUGCAGCUAUUCAGCGUGUGUGGUUGAUUGGUGUUCCGUCGGCUGCGUUGGCUGCGAUGGUGGCGCUGAUUAUUACGAGGAAGCGUAUCAGGAAGGUUGAAGGGCAUUAG
Molecule: messenger RNA, 933 nt
Organism: Marasmius oreades (fairy-ring Marasmius)
Lineage: Eukaryota; Fungi; Basidiomycota; Agaricomycetes; Agaricales; Marasmiaceae
Exons: 10
Coding region: 1-933 (310 amino acids)
Biological process (GO): transmembrane transport
Molecular function (GO): transmembrane transporter activity
Source: RefSeq, a predicted model, not a curated record